AUGCCUUCCCUUCUCUCCAUCGCUUCUACUGCUUUGCUAUGCUUAUCGACAGCAAAUGCUUCACCUCACAAACCCAUGCAAACGCAGUCUGUGGACCCUUUCUUCUACAAAGGCUUUGAUUUGUCUUCUUUGCAUAUUCUCGAGCUCGGCAAUGUCACCUACAAAGACACCGCGAGGCACAAUGCUACAAGACCUGCAGAAGAUAUCCUCGGUGACGGUGGUAUGAACACCCCUGGACAAUACGAUUUGGCAUAUACACUUUCUCAAGCCCAAAGGUUUUCCAAGAAGGGCUAUCGUAUCUAUCUCGACUUCCACUUCUCGGAUACUUGGGCAGACCCAAACAAGCAAUUCACACCAGCCGCCUGGACUACUAGCAGUGUUUCUGCCCUGGGCUCUGAUCUCCGCCAUUAUGUCAAGACUACUUUGCUAGCAUUUAAAGCCGGCGGCGUAGAUCUCUCUCUCGUUUCUCUGGGCAACGAGAUUCGCCAUGGUAUGCUAUGGCCUACUGGCUAUGUCGACGUCGACACUUUUCCUACUUCAGCAAGGAUUGCGAAUUUUAGUUCGCUGGCUAGUCUGUGGUCCUCUGCUCGCAAGGGAGUUGAUGAUGCAGUCAAAGCUGGCGUCAAGAAACCUGCCGUCAUGAUCCAUAUCGACGAUGGCUGGAACAAGACUCUGCAAUUGAAUUGGUUUGAAGCUUUGACCGGCAGUGGCAAGGUUAAGACUGCUGAUUGGGAUGUCUUUGGCUUCUCCUUCUACCCUUUCUAUGGUACUGCUGCUACACUGGAUAACCUCAAGGAUACACUCAACGCUGUGGCUACCAAAUACCAGAAACCCGUUCAUGUGGUUGAAACGGAUUGGCCUGCCAUCUGUGAUGGAGCCACGGCGCCAGAGCUCAGCGAUACUUCUGUGCCCGUCAGUGCUGCAGGACAAACUGAAUGGGUAAGAGAUAUUGUGAGUGUGGUCAGGAAUGUUGCUGGUGGUUGGGGCAAGGGAGUCAAUUACUGGGAGCCGACUUGGUUGAAUAAUACUGGCUUGGGCAGUGCGUGUCAGGAUGCGAUUUUGUUUUCUGCUGAUUGGAGUGGUUGGCCGAAUAAGAUUUUGGGGUACUCGAGGAGUAGUGUUGAUAUGUUUGCUGGCAGAUGA
Messenger RNA from Aureobasidium vineae, 1143 nucleotides. The record is from the annotation of a GenBank genome assembly. Lineage: Eukaryota; Fungi; Ascomycota; Dothideomycetes; Dothideales; Saccotheciaceae.